Messenger RNA from Arachis ipaensis, 1729 nucleotides. RefSeq names its product RNA polymerases M/15 Kd subunit (gene NRPB9A). Gene Ontology annotation, molecular function: nucleic acid binding; zinc ion binding; DNA-directed RNA polymerase activity. Gene Ontology annotation, biological process: transcription initiation at RNA polymerase II promoter; DNA-templated transcription; maintenance of transcriptional fidelity during transcription elongation by RNA polymerase II. Gene Ontology annotation, cellular component: RNA polymerase II, core complex. The record is from RefSeq and is a predicted model, not a curated record. NCBI's taxonomy places the organism in Eukaryota, Viridiplantae, Streptophyta, Magnoliopsida, Fabales, Fabaceae.
AAAUGAAGAAUAAUUAUGAGAACGAGAAUGAGAGAGAGAGAGAAAGAGAGAUCAAGUUAAUUAGUUGUUAGAAAGAGAACUCACUCCAGCAGCUUUGACGAAACUUUCAGCAAUACGAUUGAGGAGAGGGUGACCGAAGUCGAAGAGCCCCCCUUGGUUGAAGCUGCUAAGCUCAUCAAGCAGUGAACGGGUCUCCAGAUUGCUGCUUUUAGAAUUCAUCUUCCACUUGCACUUACAACACCCAACUGAUAAGAUAGGUAACAAGAAGAAGAAGAAGAAGAAGAAGAGAGGAGGUGACUGGUAAGAUCAGUGGGAGGUAUGAAGAAGAAGUAGUAAUGGAAAUGGAGAACACGUGUUUGUAUGAUCCACACGUGGAUGCCCCUAAAAGUGCCAGAGUCCGCAAUCGCUUGCAACUUAUUUGCAACAGGGUAACACCUGUCCUCUCACACACUGACAUUUUCUCCUCAUAUAUUCAAUUAAGCUCAGCUUAAUUAAAAAAAAAGUAAACACAAUAGUAUAUAAAGUCCUUUCGUAAUUUCACUUUCUUCCAUGUAGAUGCAUAUUAUAUUUGUGGUUUAAUUAUACACUUUAUAUUUGGUGGGUCCAUGAGCUGUUGAGUGAAAAUGAAACCUCCCGAAGAGAAAAUAAAAUGAUAAGCAACUUUCCUAGUUUGGUAUACAUAAUGAUGGGUUGGUUUCGUUCUGUGCCUAUCGUUUUGUUCCUGUAGAAAAUGGUAGAAAGAACUACAUAACAUUUAUUUCGUUCUACCAAGUUAUUUUGGCCAAAAUUGACCAGAGUAUUUUAAAGACUAUGCAUUUGUUUAGCCCAAAGUUAAACCUGGCGAAAUUUACCUACGAUUAGCAAGUGGGAGUUUGCAGGAGAAGGUCUUAAGAUGACUGUGUACAAGUUCUGCCCUGAAUGCAACAAUAUUCUUUAUCCUAAGGAAGACAGGGAGCAUAAGAUUCUCUUCUUCGCUUGCCGCACCUGUGAUCAUCAGGAGGUUGCUGACAAUAACUGUGUGUAUAGAAAUGAGAUAUAUCAUUCGGCUGAGGAGCGAACUCAAGUGUUGGAAGAUGUAGCUUCAGAUCCAACUCUUCCUCGUACCAAGUCUGUUCGUUGCGCUCAAUGCAAUCAUGGAGAAGCUGUCUUCUUCCAGGGAACUAUUAGAAGGGAAGAAGGUAUGACACUGUCUUAUGUUUGCUGCAACCCAAACUGUGGCUACCGAUGGCGAGAUCAAGAUUCAUAACCUUCACUCUAAUCCAUCUUCUCAUAAAAGAUAUCAAAUCCUUUCAUCCUGGAUAGCAGCAUAGGGAAUUAGUAUAUGGAGUGAUAUAGAAUUAGAUAUGUAACACGACCAAAAUGAUGAGAUGAAAGCAUAAUAUUGUUAUUAUAUAUAUUAUAACGUACAUAGGAUAUUACAGGGAACAUGUUAAAUAUAAAACAGAAUCAGCCUCUCUUUUAUUGGAAAUUAAAGAUAUAAUCUUAGUCCCGAUCAGUUGCGACGCUUAACAGAAGUGUAGGUGGUGGAGGAAUCAAAGCCACCGAAGAUGAUGGAGCCAUUACCAUUACCCUCAGCAUGGCCAGUGUUGUUUAUAAGACCUUUCAAGUUUUGUGGCCCUGUGUUGUUCAACGAGUUUCGCGGUUUGGUGCUCUUCCUUGAUGAAGCAACACCACCACCUUGGUUGUGUAGCGGCCUUGGCUCAAGGUCAGAUUCGUCCUCAUCGUCAAU